AUGGUGAAUACUUGUAGAAUCAGCUUCAUCAGCAUGGUGAUCCUCUUGCUCUUUAUCAAUCAAUCUGCCCUCUCUUCUUCUGUACGCAUUCGUCUCAUUGAAGGCCGAGUUCUUGUUAACGAGAAGCAACGCGAUCGCCCGACUUAUGAUGAGAUUGAGAAAGCAGACAGGGCACGCCUCGAUUAUUUGUUUUCAAGGAUGAUUGAGGCUGAGACCAAUCUGCUUGAAGUUGAUUCUCGCCCGCUCUCCACGAUGGAUCUUGUUACUAAUAGGAUUCCUUCCUACUGA
Thlaspi arvense is the source of this 288-nucleotide messenger RNA. Lineage: Eukaryota; Viridiplantae; Streptophyta; Magnoliopsida; Brassicales; Brassicaceae. The record is from the annotation of a GenBank genome assembly.